GUUAAAUCUCAUAACAGCGGCGUGGUUUUAUUGUUUAUGCUUUUGUGAUACUCUCUGAAAUAUCGGCAUUUUUAUACAGUUAUUAACCGGGAAACUUAUUUAUUACAGAUUGUCCUUAGCUGGCUGCAUCCAGUCCACAAUGCUACGGCUAGCCGCUUAGCAGUCGUCCGUUCAUUUCUACGGAGCGGUGUUGUGCCAAAAAAAGCGUCCCAGCCGUCAAACGCACCCUCCCGUUCAGAACAGCAAUUUUUUUUAACGCAUUUGUUUUCGCGAAUGCAUGCAGCGAAACUCGGCGGUGGCGCGGGCGGGGAGACGUUUCCCAGUCACUUCCACCCAUUUCAUGUAUCCAAGUGUGUGCGUUGAAAGUGGGCUCUGUUUUGACGGUAGGUCAUAUCAGAGGAGUGGGAAUGACUGACACUCCACCCAGUGAUGGCCUCUCCCAGGGAGCCGAGUUUGACAUGAUGGGAGCUCUGGACUGGAAGGACGGGAUUGCCACACUGCCAGGCAGUGAUAUCAGGUUCCGGAUGACAGAGUUUGGGACCCUCGAGAUCGUCACAGAUGUAGAGGUCAAAGGGCAGGAGGCCGAGCCUAAUCGUGAGACCCUGAACCCCGCGCGGUCUCACACCCCCACCCCCCCACCAGAAGUCCAAUCACAACCCAGCACGGCCACAGCCGCGCUCGUUCAGAGCAAGCCGGGCUCAUCUCAAGUUAAAGAGGAGAACCCCGGUGUGGAGGUCGGCCCCAGGGUCAAAGCUGGUCCUGGUGCUGACACGGGUCCAAACGGGGAGGUGUCCAGGUGUCGGGCCUGUGGUGGGCACGUUUCCAGGCAUGCCCUUAUAGAGGGAAAAUACUGCAGCGCUUGUGUUCAGCCUUCCAGUGGCAGAUCUUCUCCAGGAGAAGCGCGAGACGGCCAAGCAGUGGAAGGUGAGCGCCUGGGGAAACGGGUCCGCAAAAAGAGGAAGAUCUACAUGGAUUCUGGCGACGAAGAGGAGGACAAUCAUGAAGAACCAGAGGAAAAGGCCAAGGCUACCAAAGGCAGGAGGGGAGCCAAAAUGGCCAAACUUGUGACAGCCGCGCCCAAUAAGAAGCGGGCAUGGAGCUGGCCCGCUUACCUGGAGGAGGGCCGAACUGUUGCUGCACCCCUGAAACUUUUCAAAGAGCACCAGUCGUUUCCUCAAAGCAGGAACAGUUUUAAGGUUGGGAUGAAGCUGGAAGGCCUGGAUCCAUCUCACCCAUCUCUCUUCUGUGUGCUCUCUGUUGCAGAGAUCCAAGGUUACAGAGUUAGACUCCACUUCGAUGGUUACCCAGAAUGCUACGACUUCUGGGCCAACGCUGACUCGUGGGACAUGAAACCAGCCGGGUGGUGUGAGAAGAACGGACACAAGUUAUUACUGCCGAAAGGCUGUAAAGAAGGGGAGUUUAACUGGAGCAUGUAUGUGAAAAACUGCAGAGGCCAACUGGCUCCAAAGCAUCUUUUUAAGAGCCUCAACACGUCCGUGACUCCAUCAGGAUUUCGAGCAGGGAUGAAACUGGAGGCGGCGGACAGGAAGAACCCGUCGCAGAUCUGUGUAGCAACAAUAGCUGCUGUUGUUGACAACCGCCUUCUUAUUCAUUUUGACAGCAUGGAUGACGCACGCGAUUAUUGGUGUGAUGCGAGCAGUCCAUACAUCCAUCCGGUUGGUUUCUGUGAAGAAGCUCAGCUGACUCUAACAACUCCACCUGAAUAUAAGGAUCCCCAGAAUUUCUCAUGGGAGAAGUACAUGGAGGAAACGGGGACACAAGCUGCUCCUGCACGGGCUUUCAAACCGCGACCCCCUCAUGGUUUCCAGGCUGGCAUGAAAGUGGAAGCGGUCGAUAAGAGGAACCCCAUGCUCAUCCGCGUCGCCACCAUAGUGGACACAGAAGACCACCGACUGAAGAUCCACUUUGACGGGUGGAACAUGGAUUACGACUACUGGGUCGAGACCGACUGCCCAGACCUGCACCCAGUUGGAUGGUGUCAGAAAACUGGACAUCCGCUGCAACACCCCAGCAGCACAAGUGAUUUAUCGCCUGCCCCGGGACAAGGCUGUCCCACCCCAGGAUGCAACGGGGUUGGACACAUAAGAGGACCUCGCUAUGGGACACAUUAUACCCAGGUGAGCUGCCCUUACUCCGAGAUAAACCUGAACAAGGAGGGUUUGUUGCCGGAUCGUCUGGGUGGAGAGCGACUUCUGGUUCUCAGCGGUCCUCCGCCCCGGGGCCGCCGCCCCGACCCUCCCCCCAACAAUCCAGCUCAGACCACAUCAGCACCGGCACAGAACGAUGCACCCGUGGAUCCUCAGAGCAGGAAACCGGCGGCCGGGGAAGCUGAGCGCUCAGAUUGCAACAACCAGCCGGAGCCACAGGGUGGAGCCAACGAGCAGAGCCACAAUGGAGCCAGGCCUAAAAGGAUGGCUCCACUUCCCAAGUAUAUAAAAAUGCACUAUGUCAAGGAUGAGAUCAGUGAUGGAAAAUCCUCCCCAGAAACCAUCUCCCUCCAGCAAGCUCUCCACGAGUCCGUGUUCUCCCCCGGCAUCUCCGCCUCCCCCCCGCACAGAGUGGCUCUUUGCUGGGACAAACACUGCCAGCUGCUGCCGGAGGUCCUGGGGCUGACUGCCAAGAGAGUGGCCGCUUGGAGCGCCGAGGAGGUGGCCGGUUUUGUCAAAGGACUUCCAGGAUGUAAAGAACACGCUGCUACUUUUAAAACAGAGCAAAUAGAUGGCGAGGCCUUCCUGCUGCUUACCCAAGCGGACAUCGUUAAGAUCCUGUCCAUCAAGCUCGGACCCGCUUUAAAGAUCUACAACUCCAUCCUGAUGCUGAAGAGCGCUGACGAAGAGUGAGACCCGACUUCAGGGGGGGGGAUCUGCCCCUCGGACCAGAGCCCUCAGUCUCCAGACCGGACCUUUUUGUUAAAAAGAACAUAAUAAUCCAACCAGAACACGGCCAAUUAGUUUUGCUCUGCUGUGGUGCAACUUCAAGAGGAGGAGAGAAAGCCUUUUUCUGGAAGGUGUCCCAUCGCUCCCCUCUUCCUCCAACGACGGUCCAUCUUGAAAGAGUAUUUUAAGACGGCACCGAAGAUUUCCUAAACCUGACUUGUGUUUGUUUACAGAAGCUUAAAAGAAAAAAAAACCUGCAGGCGCCUCUAAGGCUUCUCGAUGAUGUAUAGUUUACAGAAUGAAUUUAUUGUCCCGGUUGUUAGAUUUCCUGUUUGUAAAAGAAAUGGUGCUCUGGCUCAGCAGGUAGAACAAGUAUUAUUAUUAUUAUUAUUAUUAUUAUUUUCAUUUUAAAAAGCUGCAAAAUACAAUCGUAAAAUAGUGAGAAUAUUUUAAAAUGUGAAACCCAAGGGAGCAGGGGCACUUCAGCUCGUCUGCUGUAAAUUGGAGGGACAUGGCUGCUCGGCAGGCUCAAAGAGCUCGACUGUUGGGUUAAUGUGGAGUUGGCCGGCGUUCGGAUUCAGCGGGGAUCCUUCAGACGCCGUCUUUGUUUGCGUGCAGAUCUGAUUUGGCUCGUUUGAGAAACGGAGACGCAACUUCUCCCACCGUCCUCUGCCCGGAUGUCGCGUUUCUGGCCAGCGGAUCGCUUCGGGGACGAGCGGCCAGGGCCGACUCGGUAAAUCAAGGCACCUUUCCUGUCGCUAAAGGUGAAAUGGACGCUGAACCAGCUGUUUGUUUUUUUGUUGUUUGUUUUUUUUUGUAGCAACACAUGAAUAUGAAUGUUAAACAGCUUAAAGUUGUUUUGACAUCCGCCUCAUUGUUCCUGGCUCGAACAGGCCGACUUUGAGUGUAAAUACAGCUGAAAUGAGAAGCCUCUCUCUCUCUCUCUCUCUCUCUCCCUACCCAGGUUUCCUGCUUUGUUAUGCAACGACUAAUAAUCUGUGCGGGCUGGGAAGGCACGAAGGCAGCGAACCGAUUGGGGGGGGGGAAGCGAUUUUUAAUGGUAAGGGGCGGGCCUCGGUCGGCGUGUUUGUAAAUAUGCGUGUACCGCAGCGAGUCGGAUGUUUACAUCAGUAACUGUUGAUAUGCAAACAGCUUUUAUUUAUGUUUUGUAAAUUAUGGGAUAAUGGUACGCUGCUCUGCCUCCUCUGACGGAACGUGUGAACGGGAGACAAUAAAAGAGAUGCACACUG
Fundulus heteroclitus (mummichog) is the source of this 4147-nucleotide messenger RNA. RefSeq names its product L3MBTL histone methyl-lysine binding protein 1b (gene l3mbtl1b). The transcript is spliced from 21 exons. Lineage: Eukaryota; Metazoa; Chordata; Actinopteri; Cyprinodontiformes; Fundulidae. The coding region runs from base 408 to 2861 and encodes 817 amino acids. Gene Ontology annotation, cellular component: nucleus. The record is from RefSeq and is a predicted model, not a curated record. Gene Ontology annotation, biological process: regulation of DNA-templated transcription. Gene Ontology annotation, molecular function: zinc ion binding; protein binding.